UAAACAUCAUCAGGCUGUGGAAACGUUCUUCUCCUCCUCAACAACUUGGUGGAGUUCUUUCCAGAAGCAGAGAAGCUAUUCUGCGGUCUUCGUGACAAUCGGAGCUCCAGAAGCAGGUGAUGGGUGAGAAAAGCUUUUCUCUAGACUUCCUGCCCUCUGGAUCUGCUGCUGUUCCUUUGGCCUCUCUGAGAAACGCGCUCGUUUUGCUGCUUUCAUCAGAUUGAAGAGGUUCCCUCUAUCAGACUCGCUCAUCUGAGUUGGUCAUGAUGCAGGAUCGCUGCUCGCUCUCUCAUCCAUCCUGCUCACACUCUCCGACGGAAAAGGCCCGAAUCUGAAUGUGACUCUGGAGGAAAAAGCGGUUAGCUCUACUCCGUGAACUCUGCUGUUAGCUAAACACGGCUAAAGAAAACCUGCUACCACUUCAGGAUCAUCCAUCAGCUGGGACUGCUUCAUCAGCAUGGACACAGGUGUUCAACCGAUGGUGCUGGUUAAAGAAGCUCCUGAAGAACAGAGUGCUAGUGAGGACCAGCAGGACCCAGAACACUUCCACAUAAAGGAGGAACAGGACGAACUUAGGACCAAUCAGGAGACUGAUGCUGCCAGGUUUCCAUUCACUGUAGAUACUAUAAAGAGUGAGGAUGAUGAAGAGAAACCUCUGUUCUCACAGCUUCAUCAGCAGCAAAUGGAGGACAGAGAUGUUCCAACCAGCAGCUCAGCUGACCUGAAGACAGCAGAAACUAGAAAGUACUCAAAUCUUUUCCCUCAUGAACAGACAUCUGAUUCUUCAGAGACGGAAGUUAGUAGAGAUGAUGAAGAGGAUGAUGAAGUGAACAUAGACUCUGAGCUGUCUGACACUGGAGACAGAGUCAAUGACUGCAACAAGAGCAGGUCUUCUGAGUCAGAUGUUAAGUCUGUCAACAAAUCCUUUAGCUGCCCUGAGUGUGGUAAACUAUUUCUCCACAAGAGUUCUCUCCAGAAACACGUCAGAGUGACGGGACAUACGGCAAAAAGGUCUUCUGACUGUCGGGUUAUUAGAAAAUAUGUUGGAGUGAAGAAACAUGUGCACUCGUGCAGAAAAGUCCAGAAAGGACUAAAAUCAUAUUGUUGUGACGACUGUGGAAAAAGAUUUCGGGGAAUAUCAGGCUUAAACAGUCACAUGAGAGUCCACACCGGAGAUGAGCCUUUUGCCUGUGAACUCUGUGGACAAAGGUUUAAUCGAAAGACUAAUUUAAACAGUCACAUGAAAGUCCACACUGGAGAGAAGCCUUUUGCCUGUGAACUCUGUGGACAAAGGUUUAGUUGUAAGGCAAGUUUAAACAAUCAUAUGACAGUCCACACCGGAGAUAAGCCUUUUGCCUGUGAUCUCUGUGAACAAAGAUUUAAUCGAAAGACGAAUUUAAACAGUCACAUGAAAGUCCACACUGGAGAGAAGCCUUUUGCCUGUGAACUCUGUGGACAAAGGUUUAGUCGUAAGGCAAGUUUAAACAGUCACAUGAGAGUCCACACCGGAGAGAAGCCUUUUGCCUGUGAGCUCUGUGAACAAAGAUUUAAUCGAAAGACUAAUUUAAACAGUCACAUGAGAGUCCACACUGAAGAGAAGCCUUUUGCGUGUGAGCUCUGUGAACAAAGAUUUAAUCGAAAGACUAAUUUAAACAGUCACAUGAGAGUCCACACUGAAGAGCAGCCUUUUAGCUGUGAGCUCUGUGGACAAAGAUUUAGCCAAAAGGAACAUUUAAACAGUCACAUGAGAGUCCACACAGGAGAGAAGCCUUUUGCUUGUGGGCUCUGUGAACUCUGUGGACAAAGAUUUAGCAAUAAGGCAAGUUUAAACAGGCACAUGAGAGUCCACACCGGAGAGAAGCCUUUUGCCUGUGAGCUCUGUGGACAAAGAUUUAGCCAAAAGGAACAUUUAAACAGGCACAUGAGAGUCCACACAGGAGAGAAGCCUUUUGCUUGUGAGCUCUGUGAACAUACAUUUAAUCGAAAGACUAAUUUAAACAGACACGUGAAAGUCCAUACAGGUCAGAAGCUAUUUGUCUGUGAACUCUGUGGACAAAAAUUCAGCGAAAAGACACAUUUAAAGAGACACAUGACAGUUCACACAGAACAGAAGCCUUUUGCCUGUGAACUCUGUGGACAAAGAUUUAGUCAAAAGGGAAGUUUAAAUUCUCACAUGAGAGUCCACACAGGACAGAAGCCUUUUGCUUGUGAGCUCUGUGGACAAAGAUUUAGCCAUAAGACAAGUUUAAACCGUCAUAUGAGAGUCCACACAGGACAGAAGCCGUUUACCUGUGAGCUCUCUGGAAAAAAUUUAGUCAGAAGGCAAGUUUAAACCGUCACAUGAGAGUCCACAAAGGACAGAAGCCUUUUGCCUGUGAACUUUGUGGAUAAAAAUUUUGUUUUAAAACCAAUCUAAACUGUCAUGUUAGAGUCCACACAGGACUGAAGUCUUUUGCCUGUGAGCUCUGUGGAAAAAGAUUUAGUCAUAAAGCAAAUUUGAAACAGUCAUAUGGGAGUCCACACAGGACAGAAGUCUUUUGCCUGUGAGCUCUGUGGAAAAAGAUUUAGUCAUAAAGCAAAUUUAAACAAUCACAUGACAGUCCACAAAGGACAGAAGCCUUUUGCCUGUGAACUUUGUGGACAAAAAUUUAGUUUUAAAACCAAUCUAAACCGUCAUAUGAGAAUCCACACAGGACAGAAGUCUUUUAUCUGUGAGCUCUGGAUGGAAAUUUUGUGGUAAGACAAAUCUAAACCGUCACAUGAGAGUCCACACAGGAAAUAAUAAUUUUCACUGUUAGCUAUGUAAAAAUUUAGCCGAAAAACAAUUUGAAACCAUCCCAUCCCAUUUCUGGGAGCACUACUCCGAAUAUCUCGGGUGGAUGCAGCUCAGCCCGACCACUGUUCCUAAGGGCUCGGUUCAGUAUUUUCCCUCUACUUUCUACCUUAUUUUUAGCUCCUUCUCCGUUGAGGUACCUAGCAAGUCUGAGUCAGGCCGACAUUGUGAUUCUGGCCACUGAUUGGUUAGGGGGUGAAGUCACUGGUUCCUCUGGAAUUUUUUGCCUUCUGUUUCACUGCCUGCAGCCAUUUCCUUGUUCAGAAUCUGACAAAUAGCCAUUAAACUGAGCAAAAUGUCCAGCAACACCAUC
Molecule: messenger RNA, 3146 nt
Organism: Nothobranchius furzeri (turquoise killifish)
Lineage: Eukaryota; Metazoa; Chordata; Actinopteri; Cyprinodontiformes; Nothobranchiidae
Source: RefSeq, a predicted model, not a curated record